ACUUUUUAUCACUACAACCCUGUGCCCAUGGUUGACCACUUGAGUGAGUCGGGGCUGUGUUGCUGCAAGCUGCCACGGUGCCUGUGCUUCCUGCUGCUACUGGUGAUUCUGAUGGUUCUACUUGUAGCCCUGCUCAUCUUUGAUGUCAGGGCCAACAGCAAGCACUGCAUGGAUGGCCUCCAAGCAGAGCGGGAGUGUCAGAACCGCACUCGGUACGUGCAGCACCAGCUAACCCAGGCCCAGGAAGUCUUACACAAGAUGGAGGUCCAGGCCGCCGCCUGCAACCAGACGGUGGUGACCCUGAGGGAUUCUCUGAAGGUGGAGCAGGCACAGGUGGCGGAGCUUCAAGGAGAGGUCAAGAUUUUGAAGCAGAAGCUGGAGGACACUUUGGCGGAGGUGCAGCGACUAAGAAGAGGGAGUGAGGCCUCAGCUGAGAACAACUCUUCUAGCUGUUCGAGCGUCCUGUUCGCUGUGGUCGUGGUCUUGGUCCUCGAGGCCCUGCUGAUCUGA
This is a messenger RNA of Lipotes vexillifer (Yangtze River dolphin), 510 nucleotides long. RefSeq names its product bone marrow stromal cell antigen 2 (gene BST2). The record is from RefSeq and is a predicted model, not a curated record. Gene Ontology annotation, molecular function: metalloendopeptidase inhibitor activity. The coding region runs from base 28 to 510 and encodes 160 amino acids. The transcript is spliced from 4 exons. Lineage: Eukaryota; Metazoa; Chordata; Mammalia; Artiodactyla; Lipotidae. Gene Ontology annotation, biological process: innate immune response; defense response to virus. Gene Ontology annotation, cellular component: cell surface; Golgi apparatus.